CGUCAGCAGAUGAUGAUGGCGGAAAGAGAAAGAGAUUAUAUGUAUUCGCGUCAGUCAUACAUGGGUCCAAAUAGAUACUAUGCUAAUCAGCAGUAUUUGGAGCCUGUUGUUGGACAGAGAGGGUCAUAUUAUGAAAGUUAUGGGACGGAUGAUGGUUAUGAUGAUGAUAUACCAUUAGGUAUCGGUGGAUCUGCCGUAUCUUCAGGACAUUCAAGACAAUUACGUGGCACUCGAAAUGUUGGUAGACGUCGUGAUAUUGAUUAA
Molecule: messenger RNA, 264 nt
Organism: Dentiscutata heterogama
Lineage: Eukaryota; Fungi; Glomeromycota; Glomeromycetes; Diversisporales; Gigasporaceae
Source: the annotation of a GenBank genome assembly